Trypanosoma conorhini is the source of this 2043-nucleotide messenger RNA. RefSeq lists its product as uncharacterized. The transcript has a single exon. Lineage: Eukaryota; Euglenozoa; Kinetoplastea; Trypanosomatida; Trypanosomatidae. Bases 1 to 2043 code for a protein of 680 amino acids. The record is from RefSeq and is a predicted model, not a curated record.
AUGAGCCAACUACCGCUGCUCCCGCGACAGCAGCGCACAACAACGCGGUAUGAGCCUUUUGUUGAACAGAAAUCAGGCUCUGUAUUCCGCCCGAAGUUGCCCAGUAUCACCCGUAGUGAUAAGACCUUGCCGCGUACUGCUGUUUCGCUUCAGGGCAAGUAUGCGUCAUUGCACCGUGCAGCGUUGAUGGGGCUGUCGACAGGGUCUGCGGAAAGGGCAACGUUUCAGCGAAGGUCAGUGGAGGCGCUGCAGCGCAGUUUACAUUGGCUCAUGUACGAAGAGAGGCGGGAGCGUGCCUUAAUUGUAUCGACCGCAUUCGCAACAUCACCGGUGCAAUGUUACAGUAGUGGGAACGGGGUGAGCUCUCUGUCCCCUUGGCGGUUCGUGCGCGAGCCGCCUAUUCUCACCACGGACGCGGAGUUGAUGCGAAUGUUGAAAAAUGCCUUUAGAAGGGUCCUUGAACGCAAUACGUCUAUAACCGCGGCACCGCAGCAUCUUGAGGCGGAGGAAGCUGCCCGUCGUCAGUGCGACAUCGUUGAGCCGUGGUAUCGUCGCUGCACAACACUGGGGAUACUCCAGGAGCUGCUGCAGGGGAAGCUGAUGAUUUGGAACGAAUUUGUGCGGCAGCUUGAGGUGUGGCGGCAGUUGCUUGAGGUUGUUCGAGAAGAGAAGCUGGCCAGGUUGACCGUCCUCGGCCAAUAUAUAUCCUGCAGCACCCCGCUACCAUGUAAGUAUCUUCUUUGGGAUAUGGAGCUGCUCGAGGCAUCAAGGAUCCCCUUGGAGCCUGAAGUGAAUCUGCUCUGCCUCUUCGUCUCCACCGUGGUUGGGGAAAACGGCUUUCUACAGGACUCCUUGCUUGCCGAGCGAGAGGAGGAAUUAUCCGUCUUAGGUGGCCAGUACAAACUAAGUUCUUUAGCGUUUGAGGGGAUUCAACGCAUUCGCAGGGAUGAGGCGGAGCGGUUUGAAACUCUCCUGGGGUACAACGCAUUUUGCUUGAAGCUCGCGGAUGAGAAAAGUGAACACGCCGCAGUCAGGUGGCCUCGCCCACCAGGAGGCAAUUUGGUGGGAGGGGUGUCGCAUGGCGUGCGGCGUUCUUACCUGCAUCAUGUGGCGGAACGGCGGGGACAUGUUUUUCUUCCUUACUUUACUUACAUACGUAUUGUGAAGAGCCUUGGGAUGGAGCGGGCCACACGCGCGGAAAUCACUGCGUACGAGUUUGUGGAGCUUUGUUUCCUCAUGUACACAUAUGAGAGUCUCUGCCGGCGCGUUGUCGCCGCGGAGGAGGAAGUGCUCAUGCAGAAGUUGGUAGGCGAUGUGGAGGCACAAGAACGGCAGCUUCUCUGGUGGGCCGAAGCUGAGGCGCUGGAGCAAGAUAUUCAGCCUGACCAGUUUCGCCACCGCUCCCACGCACUGAUCCAGAGCCAGCGGGAGGAGCGUGCAAGGCAACUGCAGCGCACACGGCUGCAAGUGACCAUCCAGCUGCUCGUGGAGUAUGAACGGGCGCGUCGAGGGGAACUCGUGCUGCUUGAGACGGAGCUGCGGACCACGAGUCGGUGUACGUUUUACGCUGUCUGCGGCAGAGGAGGCGACAAAUGCGUGGUGCUGCGAUGGAUGCUUCAGCACCAGCUGCACUUAGUAAUACGGGAGGAGGAACGACUACGGUUGCUCAUGGUGAAUGACGAGGCCGACAGCAUCUUUGCUACAGCCACUGCGCACACGUGGCUGAUGGAAUACGGCGACACAAUGUAUCAGGCGGCCCGGCGGCAGAAGGUACAACACGCAGGCUGUCACCUCAUGGCGGAGCUGCAGCAGAUACGGGUGGGUGUAGAGUCACGCUGUCAGUGGGAACGUCAAGUUCUUUUCGAGGAGACACUAUGCGUUCCAGUAUGUACGACAAGGUCGAGCGUGAGCCCACCGGCUGACAGUGACUGCAGUGAGGCCGUGAACCCUGACUUGGAUAUUCGACGAGUCGUGGUUUCUGGCCUCUCUGAGUUCCUCCAAGACGAGGUGCUUCUCACCCUUUUCGGUUGCAUUGCACCGUAG